AUGAAGCGUGAAUACAACGAAGAAUCUGAGCCAAUGGCACAAGAAUCAAAAGAUCAAGUUUCGUUCCACAUUGCUGACAUGGAUCCUUAUAUUGCAGAACCAACAAAAUCUAAAAUAAUGAUUUGUUGUACUAGUAAAAAGCAUAGAUCUACUAUCCCUGUACUUAUCAUUUUGGGUUUUGGCAUAACACUUCUUGCAAUUAUUAUUGUUUGCAUAGCAAUUGAGACAAUCGGUGUUAAAAAUGGAAUGCAUUUUUGGGGUUCAAAAAUUUGGCGUAAUCAUAAUAAAGAAGACAAAUUGUAUCAUUUGUCCAUUAUUUCUUAUGUCAAUAAUUUGAACACCACUUGGAAGGCUAAAUACAAUCGUUUUGCUUCUCGAGCAGUAAAUACAGAAAUGACUAUGCAAGAAAUGUCUGAACUUGUCGAAAAAGGUAAAAUGAUGAGUGAAGAAUCUCUGCUUGCUGAUACUGUUAACCAUAUAAAGAUGUUAAAAAGCUACAAAAUUCGUUUGCCACAGCAAUUUGAUGCUCGUAUCCGCUGGUCCUUAUGUUGGUCCUUACAUCAAGUGUUUAAUCAAGGUGGAUGUGGGUCAUGUUGGGCAGUAGCUGCAGCAUCUGUUAUGUCAGAUCGUUUAUGCAUAUCAACAAAUUACAGUAAUCAAAAGCAGAUCUCAGCACAAGAUCUCGUCUCAUGCUGCACUGAAUGUGGAGGCUGUCAAGGAUCACAUUGGGCUUUAUCCACAUUUAAUUACUGGCGUACUCACGGCAUUGUCACAGGUGGAGAUUAUGGUAGCUUUGAAGGUUGUAAACCGUACGCCGUACCACCAGACUGUGGUGGUCCUUGUUCCUUCGAAUACUAUCAGAAAAAGACUACACCAGCUUGUGAAUAUACUUGUCACCCACUUUACGGAGUCACUUACAAAGAUGACCUUAUAAGCAGUCGAAAGGCAUAUUGGAUUCGAGCAGAAAAAGGAAGCAGUGAAAUAAUACCUUCAGUACAAGAAGCUGUUCGUAGUGCUGUCGGAAACGAUGAUCCGGUGGAGCUGAUAAAACGUGAGAUUUACUUAUAUGGACCGAUUUUGGCGUGUUUCACUGCCCAUGAAGAUUUUCAGCAUUACGAUUCAGGAAUUUAUCAUACUGUAAGCUCAUCAGUUUCAAAAGAACUUUAUGGACAUUGUGCAAAACUACUAGGUUGGGGAGAAGAGAGUGGUCUCAAAUACUGGCUCUAUAUGAAUACAUGGGGUCGAGAUUGGGGUGAUUUUGGUUUUUUCCGUGUGAAUCUUUCAGAAUUACCAGAAGAAGCAGCUGCUGGAUUACUGUAA
Thelazia callipaeda (thelaziosis nematode) is the source of this 1320-nucleotide messenger RNA. The record is from the annotation of a GenBank genome assembly. NCBI's taxonomy places the organism in Eukaryota, Metazoa, Nematoda, Chromadorea, Rhabditida, Thelaziidae.